UAUUCAGCAACAUGCCAGAGUCUUGUUUAGAGUAUUACAUUAAUUAGGUUAAUAUACUAUUACUGUCCAAGUAGAUAUUGUUAUAAACAUGUAUGAGUUUUUCAGUGAAUGUGUCUGCUCAUGUCAUCUUCCCUUUAUUCAUAACACAGUACUGACAUAACAUUACUUUGAACGUCUCUGCUUUAAUCUUUAAUACUGGAGUUACUACAGAUAAUUGAGUAAUGUUUAAGGUUUAGCAUUUAAAUCGCUUUAAAUCCCAGAGUUUUUACCUUAAAGACUUUUUCUUUUUUUGGGAGGGUAAUGUAUUUUUACAUUUCAUAAAUCUAUGUGUUGUUAGUAGUUUCACGUAAAAUACUUUUUGUUAAAUCAAAUUAAUAUUAUACUAUUGCAGCCCAAGUAAAUACAGUUAUUAACGUGCCUGGACAUGUAGUGUUUGUUUAAGUUAUAUCCAGAAUACAAAGUUACAUUUAUACGUGUAAUAGAAGUUACUCCAACAGACUGUGUUUAAUCAGCUGCUGUGAUAAUAAACACUCCGUUAGCAUCAGUCCUCCAGAGAGUCCGAUCACCCGCCGUUCACUGAGCCCGGUACAUUCACUUAACACCGGGGAAGUAACGUCAGCUCCUCCGGCUCCAGGCUGCUCUCUGACCCGGCUCCAGGCUCCUCUCUGACCCGGGACCACCCUCCUCCAUCAGUGAUCCGAGUAAAGAUGGCGACCCGAGUCCUUCAGAGAGUCGGCUGCGGCCUCACACGGACCAAACACGGGCUCCAGGCGGGCGGACGCGUCGCUGUGGCAGCGAGGAGCUUUACAGGUCUACGUGAAGACAGCUGGUUCAAGUCUCUGUUUGUGAGAAAGGUCGACCCCAGAAAAGACGCUCACUCUCAUCUGCUCGCCAAGAAAGAAGACAACAAUCUGUACAAAAUACAGUUUCACAAUGUCAAGCCUGAAUGCCUUGAUGCUUACAAUGAACUCUGUGAGGACGUCUUGCCUUCUAUUCACGCUAACCCUGAAUACCCCUGUGAGCUGGUGGGCACCUGGAACACAUGGUAUGGAGAGCAGGAUCAGGCAGUUCACCUGUGGAGAUAUCGGGGAGGAUACCCGGCUCUCACCGAAGUCAUGAACAAACUCAGGCAGAAUAAGGACUUCACGGACUACAGGACAGAGAGGGGGAAGAUGCUGCUGUCUCGUAGGAACCAGUUGCUGCUGGAGUUCAGUUUCUGGAACGAACCUGGGUCUCGUGAAGGGCCCAACAUCUAUGAGCUCAGAUCGUACCAGCUCAGGCCUGGAACAAUGAUUGAGUGGGGAAAUUACUGGGCGCGUGCUAUUGACAUUCGCCAGCAGAACCACGAGGCGGUGGGAGGCUUUUUCUCUCAGAUAGGGAGUCUGUACACGGUUCAUCACUUAUGGGCUUACAAAGACCUUCAGUCCAGAGAAGACACCAGAAACGCAGCGUGGCAGCGUGAAGGCUGGGACGAGGUUGUUUAUUACACAGUCCCUCUCAUUCAGCACAUGGAGUCUAGAAUAAUGAUUCCCAUGAAGACUUCACCCUUGAAGUAACCAGAGUCACAGAGAAAAACCUCUCAACAGCGACUCCGACUACCACACACAGAUCUGUAGAGAGCGUACCCAACUGUCGGAGUGUGCACUGCCAGGGAUGUGGAUGUGACAUCAACACGUUGUGUUUGGUUUCUGUUUUCUUUCUUUGCUCCUCUUUUCGUGCGUGGGCCUAGAACGUCUGAUUUUGAUGUUGCGCUUGAAUUGAUUUAUCAUCUUAAACUGUAUGUUACUGAAGUUACUGGUUUACUGAUCAUGUAACGCACUGUGUCCUAUCUGACACACUCCUCAUUCUCAGAAUCUCCAUUAUAUAAUAUAUUGUCCUUUUUUUGUUUUUUUAUUUAACGAUUAUCCAGAAAAAUACUGUACCAGUGUUUGAGUGUUAAGAUACAAGGAAGAGAAGUGACUUAGUCGGUUUGAGCAGUUGUAGUGCUCGUCAUCUGGGCUAAAAAUGUAUUUCAUAAAAAUAAAACGUAACCUGACUUGGUUUAAGCCCCGUUGCACUACAGAUAAAAUAAAACGGCCUCCAGUAUCUCACAACAUAAAACUGAACCGAGAGCUCACAGUUCACCGUCAAUAUUAACAGAAUGAGUCUAUUUAAAAGUUACAGAUGGUCAGUUUAACAAACAGGAGUGUGCUGUUUACAAAUCAGUGUUGUAUGAUUAGUAACACUGAUUAAUAGAGUUAGUGGCCUGUGUUGCAAAACUGAUUACUGUGUGCACCAGUGGUUUGUUUUCUUUCUCUAGUGUCCAGAUUUAUAGGUGAUGUGCAGAAUCAGGAGCCGACCACAUCUCCAACAUGAACAUCAAGCUGUGUGUGUGUCGGGGGGUGAUUAAUUAAAACGAUUAGAAAAUGUGUCUUUGAUCAGAACUGAAUCAGUAUCCACAGUACAAACUUCCAUUCAUUGACUGGUUUGGCCUUUCCCUAUAUCAAGAAAUGAAUGAAUGCCAAGCGAGUGAUUGUGAGCAGAGAUUAAUGUUUUUUUAAUGGUCAGAUGAUAGAUACGUAUAUAUAUAUAUAUGUAGUGGGCUUAUUCACCGAGCCAGAGAUAUGGUCGAUCCUGUAUAAAUGAAAUGGGGUUUUCGUAUGUUGAUAAACACGAGGACAGGAGAGGAGUAAAAUAUCUCAGUGUGAUGAACGUGUAAUGCAGUGCUUUAAAAGGUUAGUUGUACAUAUUGAAUUAAAGUUCUGAUGAAAAUCUAAAA
This is a messenger RNA of Paralichthys olivaceus (Japanese flounder), 2758 nucleotides long. Lineage: Eukaryota; Metazoa; Chordata; Actinopteri; Pleuronectiformes; Paralichthyidae. The record is from RefSeq and is a predicted model, not a curated record.